Messenger RNA from Myxocyprinus asiaticus (Chinese sucker), 4759 nucleotides. Its product is annotated as protein dispatched homolog 1-like. Bases 226 to 4752 code for a protein of 1508 amino acids. NCBI's taxonomy places the organism in Eukaryota, Metazoa, Chordata, Actinopteri, Cypriniformes, Catostomidae. Gene Ontology annotation, cellular component: membrane. The record is from RefSeq and is a predicted model, not a curated record. The transcript is spliced from 8 exons.
UCAGCAUUAUAGUGGAGACCGGGGCUAGUUGUCACACUUUUUUUACUCCAGUGAAUGUUUCUUAGGUUAGGUUGGAGUCAUUGAACAUGUCCAUCAUUAUUUUCCAGGGGUAAGAUAUAGUUGUUUUAGCUCACGUUGAUCAUUUGAGACAGUGGGGCAUGUUGUCACACCAUAUGGGAGUAAAGAACUGAGCAGCUUGCUGUCAGUCCACAGGCAGGAAGGAUAAUGGCCCUGAGUGAGGGGUCCGAUGACCUCCGGACCCUCAGCAAUGGUGGACCCUCAACAGGUGCCAGCGAAAAAAGUUACCCAAACACCAACGAAAACUCGGAGGAAGACCUGGGAGUGUCUCCAUCCAAAAGGGUCCCCGCACAUCCUGAUGAUGAACAAAUCCAGCCGCAGUGGUCGGGUCGAAACGGUGGGCUUAAAACGAAUGGAACUGUACGUCAGUCGUCAUCAUGCUCCACCUCUUCCUCGUCCUCAAUGCAUGGCACAGACUCUCAGCGGCUAGCCGUACUGUUACCCAACUCUCUGCCACCCCAUUGUUGCGCUUGCUGCACCCUGUGCCAGCCCAUCUGCUGCAACGGGAACCAGCAGGAUUGUGCCCUCUUUCAGAGCGCUGUGCCAUCCGCAGCGCUUCCCAUGGGCUUGUGUGGCGUGCAAGGCAUCCGCUGUUUCUGCAUGCAGCACCAAUGGCAGGAGCAUCUGCAGAACCAACCCAAUAUGACCACACUGAGCCCUCCAAGGCCCUUUCGGUUUCCCAAAAGUUAUGCUGAGCUCAUUGCUGAUUGGCCGGUGGUGGUGUUGGGGGUGUGUACUCUGCUAAUCGUGGUUUGUGCUCUGGUCGGUAUCCUGGUGCCCGACCUGCCGGACUUCUCAAAUCCACUGCAGGGUUUUGAACCAAGAGGCACUGCAAUAGGCCAACGACUUGUAACAUGGAAUAACAUGGUGAAAAACACAGGAUACAAAGCAACACUGGCCAACUACCCAUUCAAAUACGCAGAUGAGCAGGCCAAAAGUCACCAAGACGGCCGUUGGUCAGAGGACCACUAUGACAGAAAGAAAAGGCAAGCCGAGUGGGAUUUCAGUAAAGACAGUUUCUUCUGUGAUGUACCGGGUGACAGUUAUUCCAGAAUCGUCUUUGCCUCUGCGGAGGGGAAGAACUUGUGGAAUAUACAGGCCAUACAAUCCAUGUGCAAUUUUGACAAUACACGGGUUCGUUCUCAUCCGCAGUACCUGGAUUUGUGUCAGCGCACCACUGCUGCCUCCUGCUGUCCAAGCUGGACGCUUGGGAAUUAUAUAGCCGUCCUCACAAACAAGUCUUCCUGCCAAAAGAUCACAGAGCGAGAUGUUUCCCAUACCCUAAAGAUCCUGCGAUCCUGUGCCAAGUAUUACCACAACGGCACCCUUGGCCCCGAGUGCUGGGACAUGAACACCCGCAAGAAGGACCUGAAGUGUGGCAACGUGCCUCGAAAGUGUACAAAAUACAAUGCUGUGUAUCAGAUCUUUCACUUUUUGGUGGACAAAGACUUCCUGAAUCCAAAGAACACAGACUACCUUCCACUGAACCUGAAAUAUAGCAUGCUGUUCUCUCCAACCGAGAAAGGAGAAACAAUGAUGAACAUUUACUUGGACAAGUUUGAGAACUGGAACUCAUCGGAUGGGAUCACAACCAUCACGGGAAUCGAAUUUGGCAUCAAACAUAACUUGUUUCAGGACUAUCUACUAACGGAUACCAUGUAUCCCGCAAUAGCUAUCAUAAUAGUGUUAGUAGUCAUGUGUGUCUACACCAGAUCAAUGUUUAUCACCCUUAUGACCAUGUUUGCCAUCAUCAGUUCGCUAAUCGUUUCAUACUUUCUGUACCGCGUAGUCUUCAGCUUUGACUUCUUCCCCUUUAUGAAUCUGACCGCACUCAUCAUACUAGUGGGAAUUGGUGCUGAUGAUGCAUUCGUCCUCUGCGACGUAUGGAACUACACAAAGUUUGACAAGCCCAACUCGGAGCUCUCUGAAACCGUUAGUGUCACGCUUCAGCAUGCAGCGCUUUCGAUGUUUGUGACCAGUUUCACGACGGCUGCUGCCUUCUAUGCCAACUACGUGAGCAACAUCACUGCCAUUCGCUGCUUCGGCGUGUACGCUGGUACUGCUAUCUUGGUAAACUACAUACUGAUGGUCACCUGGCUGCCAGCUGUGGUGGUCCUGCAUGAGCGAUACCUGGUCAACCUCUUCACCUGCUCAAGGUCUCAACACCAGCAGACAUACAGCACCACAACAUUUUGGAAAAACCUGUGCCAGACAGUCAACAAGUGUCUUUUUGCCAUUUCAGAGGCCUCGCGGAUUUUCUUCGAAAAAGUAUUGCCUUGUGUCGUGAUCAAAUUGCGCUACUUGUGGCUAUUGUGGUUCUUAGCCAUGACGGUGGGUGGUGCUUAUGUAGUAUGUGUGAACCCAAAAAUGAAACUUCCAUCUCUCGAACUGUCCGAAUUUCAAGUAUUCCGGUCCUCGCAUCCCUUCGAACGCUACGAUGCAGAGUACAAAAAACUUUUCAUGUUUGAACGCGUCAACCACGGAGAAGACCUCCACAUGCCGAUCACCAUCAUUUGGGGAGUAACUCCGGUUGACAACGGAGAUCCCCUGAACCCCAAAAACAAGGGUAAACUAACUCUUGACACAACCUUCAACAUCGCAAGUCCUGCCAGUCAGGUGUGGAUUCUAAAUUUUUGCCAGAAGCUGAGAAACCAAAGCUUUGUUUUCCAAUCUGAGGAGCAAGACUUUACCAGCUGCUUCAUGGAGACCUUCAAGCAGUGGAUGGAUAACCAAGACUGUGAUGAAGCUCCAGUCUAUCCCUGUUGUAGUCAGUCUACGUUCCCUUACAAACAAGAUGUCUUCGAGUUGUGCAUCAAACGGGCCAUAAUGGAGCUUGACCGAAGCACCAUCUACCACCUCGACAGCAAGACGCCAGGGCCGAGGUUUGACAUCAAUGACACAAUUAGAGCAAUUGUACUCGAGUUUCAAAGUACCUACCAUUUCACAUUGGCUUAUGAGAAGAUGCAUCAGUUUUACAAAGAAGUGGACACCUGGAUUGAGGAGGAACUGAGGGAGGCUCCUGAGGGACUCAGCUACGGAUGGUUUGUUAGCAACUUGGAAUUCUACGACCUUCAGGACAGCCUGUCGGAUGGCACUCUAAUUGCUAUGGCACUGUCUGUGGUGGUAGCCUUCAGUGUGAUGCUCCUGACCACCUGGAAUAUCAUCAUCAGCCUCUACGCCAUCAUCUCCAUUGCUGGAUCCAUAUUUGUCACGGUUGGAUCACUGGUGCUUCUGGGCUGGGAACUGAAUGUGCUUGAAUCGGUGACCAUUUCGGUUGCUGUAGGGCUAUCAGUGGACUUUGCCGUCCAUUACGGCGUAGCGUAUCGUCUUGCUCCAGAACCAGACCGAGAAGGGAAGGUGGUUUUCUCCUUGAGCAGGAUGGGCUCAGCUAUAGCCAUGGCAGCUCUCACCACCUUUGUAGCUGGUGCAAUGAUGAUGCCAUCUACAGUUCUGGCAUACACCCAACUCGGCACUUUCCUGAUGCUGAUCAUGUGCAUUAGUUGGGCCUUUGCGACAUUUUUCUUGCAAUGUAUGUGCCGUUGUCUUGGUCCUCAGGGUAAUUGUGGACAGAUUCCUUUGCCAAAGAAACUUCAGUGUUAUACCUUUGCAGAGCAUGUGCCUGAAACUCAGUCCAAUCAGAACCAAGGCAAGCUUUGCUACUCAAGUAAGUACCAGGUAGAUAACCCAAAAAUAGAGGGUGGACUUGAGCACUAUGAACUUGAACCCUUGGCGCUCAAUGUUAGAACUGAUGAAAAAGCCACCAUUGAGGAACUGCAACCAUGUACACAACUGCAAAAUGGAGUUUUGCAUCACGCAAGCUUGUGUGCACCCAACACUGACCUAAGAGAACCAAUACAAAAUCUUGAAAAUGGCUUACCAGAUACAGAACUUCAACAUAUUCAUCCGUACACAUACAGUAGAAGGUGCACAUGUGAAAACUCUACAUCUCUGUAUAUGAGGGACCGACAAAGGACAUACCAUCCAUGCAACCAAUCUGGAGAAUCCUCAUGUAAACAGUUAGUUACCAAUCAAUUAAAUUUGGGACACAAGCCUCAGUCCACACCGGACGAGACGCACACCGAAUGUUACAUGAACUGUAGCCACAUCCAUCAUUGCUCGCAGAGUCAAACAUCAAGGCAGGCCAAUCACAGAUAUUUUCCUGGUGGAUACAGCAUGCAUGCCAUGCAACUUCUGCAUCAGGAGUUGUUGUCAGAUAUGUCCGUGCAGGACGAGUCUCAUAUUAGGGCAUAUGGCCUGAAUUCGGCUUUACCGGAAAGCUUAAACUUUCCAGCUCACAUUCAGUGUUGUGCAACAACGGACUCAACUAAAGUCUGUAGACUUAAUCAUGAUAAAGUGGACCAAGUGUUAAGUUCUCGAAGCCCUCAAAAAAUACCAUGGAACCAUGUAAAGACGAAAGUAAAUGGCACUUGUGUUUUGAUUCAGGACAGUCGUGAGACUCAAGAACAUCUUCCAGCCGUGCCAGAAGAAAGUGCCAAAUGCAAUCAGAAAAACAAAGACAAUAACGAGAGGGCAGAGCCUGUCUCACCUAAAAAAUUUAGCUGUUUUAAGAAGACUGUAAAAGCUAAGUGCAAUUCUGUAGAAUAUCACAAGCCAAAAACCAGCGUGCCUACUAUUGCCAUUCAUUCAAAAGCCUCAUCUGAGAGUAUAUGUUAGUGUUCAA